Messenger RNA from Eubalaena glacialis (North Atlantic right whale), 2067 nucleotides. RefSeq names its product netrin 1 (gene NTN1). Gene Ontology annotation, molecular function: protein binding. Bases 196 to 2010 code for a protein of 604 amino acids. The record is from RefSeq and is a predicted model, not a curated record. The transcript is spliced from 7 exons. Lineage: Eukaryota; Metazoa; Chordata; Mammalia; Artiodactyla; Balaenidae.
UGGAGCUGGCAAGCCCGCGCUGAGGCAGGGCGCUCCUGCUAGCAGCCAGCGAGAGGCUCUCCGCCGUCCGGCGCGCGGGCUCCCCGGCCGGGGCCGGGCAAACUUUUCUUUCUCUUUUGCCCUCUCCUGAGGCGCCUUCUGCGGCGGGCGGACCGACUCCUCGGCGCGGCGGGGCCGGGGCAGGCUGGACGCAGCAUGAUGCGCGCAGUGUGGGAGGCGCUGGCGGCGCUGGCGGCGGUGGCGUGCCUGGUGGGCGCGGUGCGCGGCGGGCCCGGGCUCAGCAUGUUCGCCGGCCAGGCGGCGCAGCCCGACCCCUGCUCGGACGAGAACGGCCACCCGCGCCGCUGCAUCCCGGACUUUGUCAACGCGGCCUUCGGCAAGGACGUGCGCGUGUCCAGCACCUGCGGCCGGCCCGCCGGGCGCUACUGCGUGGUGAGCGAGCGCGGCGAGGAGCGGCUGCGCUCCUGCCACCUCUGCAACGCGUCGGACCCCAAGAAGGCGCACCCGCCCGCCUUCCUCACCGAUCUGAACAACCCGCACAACCUGACGUGCUGGCAGUCCGAGAACUACCUGCAGUUCCCGCACAACGUCACGCUCACGCUGUCGCUCGGCAAGAAGUUCGAGGUGACCUAUGUGAGCCUGCAGUUCUGCUCGCCACGGCCCGAGUCCAUGGCCAUCUACAAGUCCAUGGACUACGGGCGCACGUGGGUGCCCUUCCAGUUCUACUCCACUCAGUGCCGCAAGAUGUACAACCGGCCGCACCGUGCGCCCAUCACCAAGCAAAACGAGCAGGAGGCCGUGUGCACCGACUCGCACACCGACAUGCGCCCGCUCUCGGGCGGCCUCAUCGCCUUCAGCACGCUGGACGGGCGGCCCUCGGCGCACGACUUCGACAACUCGCCCGUGCUGCAAGACUGGGUCACGGCCACCGACAUCCGCGUGGCCUUCAGCCGCCUGCACACGUUCGGCGACGAGAACGAGGACGACUCAGAGCUGGCGCGCGACUCGUACUUCUACGCCGUGUCCGACCUGCAGGUGGGCGGCCGCUGCAAGUGCAAUGGCCACGCGGCCCGCUGCGUGCGCGACCGCGACGACAGCUUGGUGUGCGACUGCAGGCACAACACGGCCGGCCCGGAGUGCGACCGCUGCAAGCCGUUCCACUACGACCGGCCCUGGCAGCGCGCCACAGCCCGCGAGGCCAACGAGUGCGUGGCCUGUAACUGCAACCUUCACGCCCGGCGCUGCCGCUUCAACAUGGAGCUUUACAAGCUGUCGGGGCGCAAGAGCGGAGGCGUCUGCCUCAACUGUCGCCACAACACGGCCGGCCGCCACUGCCACUACUGCAAGGAGGGCUACUACCGCGACCUGGGCAAGCCCAUCACCCACCGCAAGGCCUGCAAAGCCUGCGAUUGCCACCCUGUGGGCGCCGCUGGCAAAACCUGCAACCAGACCACGGGCCAGUGUCCCUGCAAGGAUGGUGUGACUGGCAUCACCUGCAACCGCUGUGCCAAGGGCUACCAGCAGAGCCGCUCCCCCAUCGCCCCCUGCAUAAAGAUCCCCGUGGCACCGCCGACCACUGCAGCCAGCAGCGUGGAGGAGCCCGAAGACUGUGAUUCGUACUGCAAGGCCUCCAAAGGGAAGCUGAAGAUUAACAUGAAAAAAUACUGCAAGAAGGACUAUGCCGUCCAGAUCCACAUCCUGAAGGCGGACAAGGCGGGGGACUGGUGGAAGUUUACGGUGAACAUCAUCUCCGUGUACAAGCAGGGCACCAGCCGCAUCCGCCGCGGUGACCAGAACCUCUGGAUCCGCUCGCGGGACAUCGCCUGCAAGUGCCCCAAAAUCAAGCCCCUCAAGAAGUACCUACUGCUGGGCAACGCGGAGGACUCGCCCGACCAGAGCGGCAUUGUGGCGGACAAGAGCAGCCUGGUGAUCCAGUGGCGGGACACGUGGGCGCGGCGGCUGCGCAAGUUCCAGCAGCGCGAGAAGAAGGGCAAGUGCAAGAAGGCCUAGCGCGGGGGGGCAGCGGCGCGCCGGGCGGGUCGGGCGCCGGGGCCGGCGAGCGGGAGC